AUUGGAGCAAAAGGAAUUGGUCCUUUAACUUUGCUCCUCUCUGCUCAGCAGUAGACUCGGGGAAGGCCUGCCCCAAACAACAGGCACAAGGUGCCACCAGCUGCCGGCCUUUUAGUCAUCUCUCUCCUCCAGGUAGGGAUUAAUUCCAAUUUCAAGGAGAGCUGCCUCUGCCGGCCCGGCAGAGCUCCUGCCCGCAGCCGCAGGACGUGUGCCGGGCAGGGGGCAGCGGCCUUGGGCUGAACCGCGGCUUUCCAUCCGUGUUUGCUUUCCGGGUGUGGGUGUCGAGUGCAGCAGACUGGAAAGAUGAGUAAUGCCACACGUGCUCUCGCCUCUCCCGUGGCACCUACCACCCUGGAGCCUGGCACCACGGCCCAGCUGGCCUCAGCCCCUCCAUCCCCAGCCUUUUCCCUGCUUAUGGCUGCCCACAACGACUCCCAGGAUGGCCAGCAGCUCUUCCUGACCACGACAACGGCACAGGCCAUCUCUGGCAUCUUCGUGUGGUCGGCACUCAUCAUCACCUUCCACCAGAUCUACACACACCUGAGGAAUUACACCAUGCCCAAAGAGCAGCGCUACAUCAUCCGUAUCCUCUUCAUCGUGCCCAUCUAUGCCUUCGACUCCUGGCUCAGCCUCCUCCUCCUCGGCAGCCACCAGUACUACGUCUACUUUGACUCAGUUCGUGACUGCUAUGAAGCUUUUGUGAUUUACAGCUUCCUAAGUCUGUGCUUUGAGUACCUUGGAGGGGAGAGCAACAUCAUGACAGAGAUCCGAGGGAAGCCCAUUGCGUCCAGCUGCUUUUAUGGGACCUGCUGCCUUCAGGGUAUGUCCUACUCCAUCGGGUUCCUGCGCUUCUGCAAGCAGGCCACACUGCAGUUCUGCAUUGUGAAACCCCUCAUGGCAAUCAUCACCAUCAUCCUGCAGGCAUUCGGGAAGUACCACGAUGGAGACUUCAAUGUCCAUAGUGGAUACCUCUACAUCACCAUCAUCUACAACUUCUCCGUCAGCCUGGCACUUUACGCACUCUUCCUCUUCUACUUCGCCACCAUGGACCUGCUGCGCCCGUUUGAGCCGGUCCUCAAGUUCAUCACCAUCAAGGCAGUCAUCUUCCUCUCCUUCUGGCAAGGGACGCUGCUGGCAAUCCUGGAGAAAUGUGGGGUGAUCCCUGAAGUUCAGAUCAUAGAUGGGAAGGAGGUGGGAGCUGGGACAGUGGCUGCUGGCUACCAGAACUUCAUCAUCUGCAUUGAGAUGCUCUUUGCUUCCAUUGCCCUGCGCUACGCAUUCACCUGCCAGGUGUACAGGGAGAAGAAGGAGAAAUCAACAGCAAACCUCGCCCCGAUGCAGAGCAUCUCCAGUGGGCUGAAGGAGACCAUCAGCCCCCAGGACAUCGUGCAGGAUGCCAUCCACAACUUCUCGCCCAUGUACCAGCAGUACACCCAGCAGUCAAUGCAGGAAGCAGAGCGCAAGGCACCGGGGCAGAAUGGGCACGUGGCCUCCAAAACGGAUGGACAGAGCAGCAGGAAGAACAAAAACAUUGAGAAGAGAGUGCUGAUUCUGUCAGAUGAGGAGCUGUAGGGGAUAUCAGAAGGGAUGGUGACACUGGAAAGAUUUAAACCCAUGCAAAUGGGAGGCAUCUCGAGGCUGGGACAGCCUGGUCAUCAGAACGCUGGGAAGCCAGGAACUCUGCCCAAAAAGCCAGUCUCUCAAAGGGAAGAUGCAAUAACCCAGGGAAAGGUUAAAUCAAAUAGUGCCAGUUUCUGCUGUCCCAUCUCUCCUGCUGUUACAGAUGAGGCUGUGUUUGAUCCUGUGUUGCAGCCUGGGCUUUGCUGCCCCACUGCUGGUGCCUCUCUGCCAGCCCCGUGCCAACGCUGGGGGAUGCCAGGCAGGGAGGGGAGCCAGGGUGCAGGACAGACCACCUGCCCUCGCUCUCCUCUUAGCUCUAAGCAGUGCUGAGGCCUGAGAGAAAUGCUUUUCUCAGCACACUUCUGCUCUAGUUUCUCCCAAUUUGAGUAAAAAAUGAUCUCCAAGGGCCCUGUGGAGAAAACUAGCCCAGGAAGGUGACUUCGCUUCACCUCAAAACCCGGUAAUGGUUGAAAGAAGUCAUUCCUUAUUUUUACAUCUUUUCCCCUUUCCUUCUCCCAGAAAAGCCUAACAGAGCUGUGCAAAAGACCUUUACCGUGGAGGAAGAGCAAGUCAUCUUCUCCCUCCAGAUGUGGAUGCAGCUGUCUGAGUAACUCCCCCGGGAGCACGGUGGGACCUCACUGGGGCUAAUCAGAGAUCUGCAGCUGCAUUUCUGAGAGCUGCCGGUGACAGAAGCGCUUGUUUAUGUCUAAAGCAGCUUAUCUCUGAAUGGAUCAGAAGUUAAAAGGGAUUCCAGCUUCCUUAUCAGAGUCUUUAUUAGGGAACCGGACUGUGACUGGUGGUGGUAGGAAUUCACUUAGUGGGAACUGUCUGUUCCUCCUAACCCUUCACUAUUCCCGGUCCCUGGGCCUUGCCUGACCUAUGGGAAGGCAGGUGGGAGCUGAGCCCAGUUGGGUGACCAGGGUGGGGACAGAGAGGUGCUGGGGGAUGUUACCACUCAGGGCAGGACCAUUGGUAGGGGAAGAGUCUGCAUAGAGGGAUUCUCCCUGUAUCAGUGAUGGAGAGUGCACAUCCUUCUGUUAAAUUUCCUGUUUCCCCCUCCUCCCCCCCCAAUUUUUUAGUCUGAUUUGUAUUCCCUAGUAAUCAGAUGAACUCUGUGAACUUACCUAGGCACUGGUUGGGCUGCUGUCUGGGGUGGGAGCUGGGUAGUGGAAGGACAAGAGUGAGUCUACAGCCUCAGAUUUGCAGUCAUGUGGCAAACAAACCCAUGGGUAAGGCUUGAAGCCCUCUUACGCACAACUCCAAGCAUUUGGGUCUUUUUUUCCCCUGCUCUUAAGCUGCAAAAUGUAAAUCAUAACAUUAAAUGAUUUUAUUUAUUUUUUUUCUAAUAAACAGCAAUUUCUAGCA
Empidonax traillii (willow flycatcher) is the source of this 2985-nucleotide messenger RNA. It is a transcript of the gene TMEM184A, whose product is annotated as transmembrane protein 184A. The transcript has 9 exons. Gene Ontology annotation, biological process: transport. Bases 304 to 1572 code for a protein of 422 amino acids. The record is from RefSeq and is a predicted model, not a curated record. Gene Ontology annotation, molecular function: transporter activity. Gene Ontology annotation, cellular component: early endosome membrane. NCBI's taxonomy places the organism in Eukaryota, Metazoa, Chordata, Aves, Passeriformes, Tyrannidae.